AAUUAUAGAAUAAAACAUUGACAUUAAUUAAAUUUAUUACCUCUCCCUGAUUUGAUUCAGUAGCAACAUGAUCUUCUUUUGUUUGCCCAGAACACUCCUCAAUUCCAAAUGGGUGGAAAAGCUUCAAUGCAAUAUGCAUCCUCCUCCUCAUCUGUUCAUCAUCAUCAGCUUCUACACCAAGAUAUUCUCGAAUUCAUCCCACGACACGAACUCCUAAACUCAGUUGAUGAUCCCAUCAAAUAUUAGUUGCACAUCUUGAUCAUACCCGUGCGAGUACAUUAGUCAAUCCUACUGCAGAGUAUGUUGACUUGAUGAGACCGAGCCAGACGCGGAUAUGUUCUUCCCCCCGUUGAUUAUGUUUCAUAAACACCACCUUCAAACUUUCAUCAUUGUUCCUCAAGAACAUGACGAGGAAGAGGAGGAAGUUAUGGAGUACAAAGGAGGAGGUAAUCCCACUAAAGAGAAAUCAAUAAAAAGAUGCGGAUUUGGAGGCAUUCUGUGGAAUUUUCGAUCAGAUUGUAUAUCUAACAUUUCUAAGAUCCGGCUGGGUUACAGGAUUUUGCAGAGGGCUUUUGAUCAAGAUGUGCGGAUGAUAUUUGAUGGGAUCGUCAAUCGAGUUUUGGAGUUCAUGUCGUUGAAUGAAUUCACGAAUUUCUUGGUGCAGAAGCUGAUGAUGAUGAUGUGCAGAACAGUGGAGGGGGAAGAUGCAGAUUGUGUUGAAGCUCUUUCACCCUUUUGCAAUUAUGGAGUGUUCCGGGAAAACAAAAGAAUAUCAUGUUAUUAAGUUUAAUUAGUGUCAAUGUUUUUAUAAUUAAGAAGAUUGAAAUUAAUCUAUUUUAUUUUGUUCUUCGAAAGCGUCUUCCUAUUCUGCAUCUCAAAAGUCUACUCAAAGUUGGAGGGACGUGGCCGUAGCAUUCACUCCACCAGUCCAGCCGGCUCAGCGGCUUUCCCGGCUUUUUGACGGGUUCGGGUCGUUGGGGUUCCAGAAGAAGCCAUUUACGAGAUGUCCUCUUCGCUGUCCAAAACUUCAAGUUCUCUCAAUCCAGAGCUGCGCUCAUGUCACUGAUCAAGUCAUGACCAAAAUAGCCUCGGGAUGCCCAUUGCUCCGGGAAGUUGACAUAAGCUUCUGCCACGAAAUAUCUCACGAGUCGCUGGCUGUAAUGGGAAUGAACUGUCCUGAACUAAGAGUCCUGAGGAGAAACCUGAUGAACUGGCUGGACCCUUCUCAGCACUCCCAUGCUGUCCCUAAGGAGUACCUAGACAGAUGCCCUCAAGAUGGAGACUCAGAAGCCGCUGCAAUUGCGAAGCACAUGCCUCAUUUGGUGGCGCUCGAAUUGCAGUUCUCCAAGAUGACAGGGAAAGGGUUGGAGUUGAUAUGCCAGGGGUGUCGGAAGUUGGAGUUUCUGGAUCUAUCCGGGUGCGCGAAUCUGAGUGGCCGAGACGUUUAUCGGGUUUCUUGUCAUUUGAAGGAGAUGAAGAGUUUCCGGAAGCCGGAUUUGUUCAUCCCAAGGGCAGAGUUCAAUGGGGAUAGGUAUGGUCAUUGGCAGCUUUAUGAUGAGCGUUUCCAAACUGAUGCUUUCAGAAUUUGAUGCAAUGGCACACCCACACACAACCACAGGUUUGACUGUUUAUGGGUGUCAAAAUUCAUUAAGAGCUUCAUCCUCAAUUAGUAACUUGAUGUGGCUUGAAUUUGGAGAAGUAUCAAAUAUGAACAUCAGUGAAUUGAAUGUAGCCAUUUUUGUGGUUUGGUAUGAUAAAAUUGUUUUGACAGG
Messenger RNA from Cuscuta campestris, 1772 nucleotides. The record is from the annotation of a GenBank genome assembly. NCBI's taxonomy places the organism in Eukaryota, Viridiplantae, Streptophyta, Magnoliopsida, Solanales, Convolvulaceae.